Molecule: messenger RNA, 2060 nt
Organism: Raphanus sativus (radish)
Lineage: Eukaryota; Viridiplantae; Streptophyta; Magnoliopsida; Brassicales; Brassicaceae
Product: L-type lectin-domain containing receptor kinase I.7-like
Exons: 1
Coding region: 31-2052 (673 amino acids)
Biological process (GO): protein phosphorylation
Cellular component (GO): plasma membrane
Molecular function (GO): carbohydrate binding; protein kinase activity; ATP binding
Source: RefSeq, a predicted model, not a curated record
AGCAAAAGAAAAAAAAAACGUAAAUUCUUUAUGUUCCCAAUGAUUCGAGGAGCGCUUCUUGGCACCAUCUGGAUGAUGAUAUAUUGUGUUUGCACGUCAUUCCAACAAGAGACAACGUUCGUCUACAACGGCUUCGACCAAGGAGACCAUCGUAUCCACCUUCAGGGUGGUGCAAAAAUCAUUCCAAAAAAAGAUGUCUUGCAACUCACGAAUGCAACGACAACGCAAAUAGGUCGUGCUUUCUUCGAGCAGCCUAUUGAGUUCAAACCAUCCGAACCAGUCUCGUUCUCGACGCAUUUUGUGUGCGCGCUGGUCUCUGUAAGUGAGGUGAGUAGCCAUGGCAUGGCGUUUUUCGUGUCUCAUUCCACUGAUUUCGAAGGCGCGGAACCAUCUCGAUACUUUGGACUUUUCAACGCAAAUGGAUCUGCUUCGACACGUGUGUUGGCUGUUGAGCUUGAUAUUGCCAAAGCUGUGGAUGUGCUCGACAUCAAUGAUAAUCAUGUUGGGAUUGAUGUGAACAGUGCGGUGUCUGUGGUUGCUGCUCCCGCUUCUUAUUUCUCGGACAAAGAAGGUCGGAUGAUAGACAUGAAACUCGUGAGUGGCGAUCCUAUCCAGGUUUGGGUAGACUACGAAGGAACAACACUCAACGUUUCAAUUGCUACUCUUCAUAACAAGAAACCAAGCCGACCUCUGUUGUCAUCGACAUCCAUCAAUCUUACCGAGAUUGUGCAAGGCAGAAGAAUGUUUGUCGGGUUUUCUGGUUCAACCGGGUCAGGCGUGGUCAACCAGUACGUACUCGGGUGGAGUUUUAGCAAACUCAUGGCGUCGCUGCAGAAGAUUGACAUCUCAAAACUUCCCAAAGCCCCUCAUCCAAUCAAUAAAAGAAACUAUACAUCUCUGCUGUCUGAUGUUCUGCUGAGUUUACUAGCUUUGUUUGUUUUGGGGCUUCUCUUUGGGGCGUAUAUGUAUAGGAGAAACUUGUAUGCCGAAGUAAAAGAGGAUUGGGAAAAUGCGUAUGGUCCACUCAGGUAUUCCUACAAAUCUUUAUACAAAGCAACAAAAGGGUUCAGUAAAGAUGAAUUUAUUGGGAGAGGAGGUUUUGGUGAAGUCUACAAAGGAACACUCCCUCGGAGCACAGAGAUGAGAGAAGUGGCUGUGAAGAAAGUAGCACAUGACGGUGAGCAAGGUAUGAAGCAAUUCGUCGCUGAGAUCGUGUGCAUGAGGAGUUUAAAACACAGGAGCUUGGUUCCACUUCUUGGGUAUUGCAGGAGGAAACAUGAGUUAUUACUGGUCUCUGAGUACAUGCCAAAUGGUAGCCUUGAUUAUCACUUGUUUAAUGAUGAUGGACCUACUCUCCCCUGGGGGAGAAGAUUUGCCAUUCUCAAAGACAUUGCGUCAGCUCUUAGUUACUUACACACAGAAGCUGACCAGGUUGUUAUACACAGAGAUAUCAAAGCUUCUAAUGUUUUGUUGGAUGCAGAGUUCAACGGAAGGUUGGGUGAUUUUGGUAUGUCGAGGUUGUAUGAAAGAGGGGCUGAUCCAACCACAACAGCUGCAGUUGGGACUGUUGGCUACAUGGCACCUGAGGUCACAACAUUUGGACCUUCCACUGGAACUGAUGUAUACGCUUUUGGUGUUUUCUUGCUUGAAGUAACUUGUGGGAGGAGACCCGUGGAGCUUCGCGUGCCAGCUGAAGAGCGUUUUCUGAUCAAAUGGGUUUGUGAAUGCUGGAGAGGGUCCUCUUUGCUUGAUGCUAUGGAUCCAAGGCUGAAAGAAUUCUCAUCCGGAGAAGUGGAGAGGGUUCUGAAAAUUGGUUUGCUAUGUGCAAACCUUGCUCCAGAUGCAAGACCGUCCAUGGAGCAAGUGGUGCAAUAUCUAAAUGGAAACCUAGCAUUGCCCGAGUUUUGGCCAUAUUCUCCGGGAAUUGGAGCUCUCACUCCAACAACGCUUUCACCAGAACUGCUCUCGCUCGAAUCACAAUCACUGGCUUCUUCCUUAUCCAACACCUCAAUGUUUAUUACUCAUACAGUACUCUACGGGAAUGGACGAUGAAAGUUUCU